AUGGGGUGGGUGGUGCUCCUUGUUACUACUCUCCAGCGUGAUAAUCAGAAACUGUCAUUGGUGCCACUUGCUGUUAAGGUGUCAGUCCUACUUGCUCUAUGGAUAGAAUGCGGUGCCGGCCGCAUCGCUAUCUGCGGUAACUGCGGUUGUUUCCACGUCCCUUGUUCCGAUGAAGAUGUUCAUAGGAUGUGGUGCAGAGCCACAUCGCUAUGUGCAACACCCAUUUUCAUACACAAGGCCACCAUUUCUAAUCAGUUGUCGAUUGACGAGUGCACAAUCGCCCCUUCAACCAAAUUUGGGGAUCUUGGUGCUGAUUCUCUUGACACGGUUGAGAUUAUGAUGGCAUUGGACGAAACAUUUGGAGUGUCAACAGGGGAAAGCGGAGCUGAAAACAUUGUGACUGUUCAAGAUGUUGCCGAUCUCAUUGAAAAAGUGAAGGCGGAAGCUUGA
Messenger RNA from Helianthus annuus (common sunflower), 450 nucleotides. Its product is annotated as acyl carrier protein 2, chloroplastic-like. The record is from RefSeq and is a predicted model, not a curated record. Bases 1 to 450 code for a protein of 149 amino acids. Gene Ontology annotation, biological process: fatty acid biosynthetic process. Gene Ontology annotation, molecular function: acyl carrier activity. Lineage: Eukaryota; Viridiplantae; Streptophyta; Magnoliopsida; Asterales; Asteraceae. The transcript has 4 exons.